Molecule: messenger RNA, 4212 nt
Organism: Aphanomyces invadans
Lineage: Eukaryota; Oomycota; Saprolegniomycetes; Saprolegniales; Verrucalvaceae
Exons: 15
Coding region: 29-3895 (1288 amino acids)
Molecular function (GO): protein binding; calcium ion binding
Source: RefSeq, a predicted model, not a curated record
UGCACAUGCAAUUGUAAAGGCGGCAGACAUGCCAGGGCAUCCUCCAUCACGGCGCCGACGUCCCCCAGCAGCAGAUAAGAUGCCAUGGUAUCGGAACACGUUUGAUGCAGAAGGUGUGUUGAUUGACGAGGAGUCGGGAGAACUGAGUUAUAAACGCCCUGGACGACAAAGCUCCUUCGAUGAAACUCAAGAGCGAGAGGAGGUUGAGCGUCCCAACUAUCAGCCCGCGCCACGACAGUAUGCAUCGACGUGGACAAAGCGGCAGGACAAGCGAUUGGACCCACUCGAGACGAAGCCUCCAUCAUCUUUGUCUCUUCCCCGUCCAUCCUCAACCCCACAGCUCUCGUCGAAACUCCUCGGUCGAAUGAGCUGGGACCCCGAAGUUCUCGAGAUUGGAACCUUACGGAGUGAGAUGGGUGACACUGUCCCUCCAAGGGACAAGCUGCGCCUCAUGAGCUCGCUCAAGCUCCCAUUCCGCGACAACGACCGCCACGCCGUGGACAUAUCCCUUUCACGACUUCGCACCAACACGCGCAUCCAGGCAAUUCUCAAGCGCGACGAGUCCAAAUUCCAUCCCCCCAUCGCGAGAGACGUGUCGUUCACCCCCGUCGUCCGAGCUAGGCAGACCCUUCUGACCAAGUUUUCGUUUCAUGACUCCAUGUCCCAUCUCCCGACGUCGAUGGCCGAAGACGACGACGAUGAUGACCUCCACGACAAACCCGACGAUCGAGUCGAGAAGGCCCAGUCCCUGUCCAAACACAACCAGGUCAAGUACUUUGGCGAGUCAGCCAAGCACGCGUUCUAUGCCCACUACCACCACGUUUCGUCCAAGCAGCACCUGUUUCGGUCGAGUCCCCAUCGUGCCCCUCCUUCGGAACCCUCAGAGGAUGACGAGCCCACCACCGACAGAUCACGCGGGACUGACAUGGUCCCUCAGACACCUGCUGCCGUGGCGGCUCCCGACAUUACGCCGCGGACUCGAGUGGUCGUCGGCAGUUUGUCCGACCAGCGGCCAGCGAUACCGCUCAUCAUUCGAAAGCACACCACGAGUGUGUUUGACUUUUCGUUCCAGUCGCUCGGCGACGACUACAUCCGGCAAUUCGCGGCUUGCAUCCACUCGCUGCCUUUCGUGGAGGAGAUCAACGUUCGCGACAAUCGACUGAGCGACGUCGGACUCGACGCGCUGCUGGUGGCCAUCCAUACGAAUCGACUCAAGUUGCGUAAGCUCGACAUUUCCGAGAACGAGAUCGGGUCCGAUGCGGCCAAGACGUUGCGCGUUUACAUCGAAUCCAACGAGUGCACGCUACGGCACUUGGUCAUGGAGAAGUCGGAUAUUGACGACUUUGAAUGCGCCGCGUUCAUGACUGCGUUCGAAAAGAACACGAGCGUGCUCGAGCUCACGAUGCCUCGCAAUCGCAUUGGCGAAGCCGAACAACUGAACGUUGUCCAGCCCGAGAUUACGACCGGCGGCGAAGCCAUUGCGAGCAUGCUUUAUGUCAACGUAACGAUCGCAAAAUUGGACCUGAGCUGGAAUCUCCUGCGCCUUGAAUCGGGUGUGACGCUCGCGAAGUCACUCGAGUUCAACAAAAAGCUGUUGGAGCUCCAUGUUGCGUACAACGCGUGCGGCGACGCCGGUGCCAUGAUGUUUGGCCAUGUUCUGACCAUCAACACAACACUAAGAACCCUUGACUUAAGCUACAACAAUGUUGGAUGCCGCGGGGCGUUGGUGCUGGCGAGUGCCGCAAGCAAGACUAAGACCCUCCGGCACUUGCUCCUAAACGGCAACAACAUCGGGAAGGAAGGAGGGCGGGCCCUCAUGUUUGCCAUGUGUUCGACGCAAACAGACCAGGGGUGCGAUAUUGAGAUUACGGGAUGCAACCUCGCGUCGACGAAUCAAGGAAAGAGCGGCAAAGGAAAGAUCUUCGACCCGACCGACCCCGCGGGCGAAUACUCGUUGGAAUUGACGGAUCCAUUCGACCAAAUGAUCGCCACGGAACUCCUUCGCCUCGCGACCAACAAGAAGGGCUGUCGGUUUGAAAAACUCAAGCACCAUUCACGCCUCGAGCGUGUGAAGAAUAAAGGCACGGUGAUCCAGCUCGUCCACCCGACUCCAUCGACCGUCUUCAACAGUCCCCUCGAUGUCUUUUAUACAAAUUCCAUCGCCAAACACCGAGGUCGAAUCGACAACCUGCAGGUGGACGUGUUUGCGUUGGCGGCGGUAUUUCGCGCGCUGCAUAUGGCUCCAAGCGUCGAGAUGCUGCAAGAGAUCUUGACCCACAUGAACGCGCACUGGACGGCCGACUUGGACGAGCAAGACUUUAGCUGCCAGUUCUUCCACUCUCUCUUUGAAAUCACAGACGUGGACGGGUCGGGGGGGCUGGACGCCGUCGAGCUCAAGCGCAUCAUGGAUAAUCUCGGGUCGCCCAUGACGGACCACGACGCGGCGCUCGCGAUUGCCCAAUACGACCUCGACAGCAGCGGAACGAUCGAAGACUUUGAAUUUGUCGAACUGAUGAACGCCCAUGUCCGGUUUCAAGCGUUCGGAUCCAAACAUUCCCUCGCCGGCCUCGAUCCAAAUCGGUUUGCGUUGCGCGAUGCCGCGUCAAAUCAAAUCUGGCACAUCCCGAUCGAAGGCCGGCUCGAAGUCUCGUUCGUGUACGAGCGCGAAGCGGUGCUGGACGUGCACGACGCCAAGAACCGCAUUACGGACGCCGGGAUUGCCCAGUUGAUUCGAAACAUUCACCUGCAAGCAAAAAGCCCGCAAGAGAAGCUCGAGAUGCUCUUUUUUGCCAUCAACGAUUCCGAAAUCUUGUUUUCCGCGGCACAGGCGUACGAGUUGCUCGAGCGGUGCGGGGGCCUAACGCAAGAUGUUCGCGUCAAGGCAGUGAGCCACGCACUGUUCCAAAUGAUCACGGCGAAAGAUGCUCAGCGACUUGUCUCGACGACGCUCAACCUGCGGGAACGCGCCAAGCUCAAGGUCGACUUGGGCAAUGCCUAUGCCGUCAUCAUGGGAAACCCAACCGCGCACUUUGCGUUGGAUUUGGUCAACAAAGCGGAUCGUUGGGUCGCGCAGAAACUGGUCGAGACAGCUCAAACUGAGAAGAAGCUCUCGAUUGCGUCCAAGCGCGGUGACACGUCGCAGCACAUGAACUGGGAAAAUUUCCGAAACGAGACGCUCGAAGGAGAAAAGUUUGUCCUGACAACGUCGUUCUUCAACUCGCUUCCGCAGUGCGGUCGCCUCGAAUUCGACUACGUGUCCACAAGUCGGCCCCCAAAAGGCUCCAAGGCACUGAGCAACCGACGGUACGAGCAGCUCGUCAAGGAGCUCGCCAAGGACUGUGUCAUCAUCGACAUCCCGGAGGGUGGAGACCAGCCACACGUGCCGCUCGACCCCGUGGCACGGGCGCAGCAGCGUUGGAAAAAGCUGCGCGAUUACGUCCGCCACAAUCAGUUUGUAAACAUGAUCAACUACGCAAGGUCGCACAUUUUUCGCAUCAAGAACUGCCGCGACGAAGUGCGUCUCAAGUUGGUCCAGAUCGAAACGGCGGUCAGUGAUCGAUACCUUACUGCGGAGCAGGCAAGUCGCAUUGUCAUGAGCAUGCCUAGCGGAUUCCACGGCCGAGUUGAAGCGGCGCGGGUGCUGUUUGCCCGACUCGUCGACGUCGGCAAUUUUUGCGAGAUAUUUGACCUGCUCGAUCGAAACGACCAGGCGGAGCUGAUCAAGUCUCUCGGGUGGCUGAACGUGUUCAACCCUGAAAAGCCCGACCGGUUCUAUGAAUUGGACUUGAGUGUCCUGGAAGAUUACAACAUGGCUAAAAUUCUCAUUCGCCUCGCUGUCAUCGAAGAGGUGCGGACACGACCGGUACCGAGACAAACGACUCCCUUGAUGCCAUAGGGAGACAACUGGCUGGACGGAUAUACGUACUCGCCGUCAAAAACCGAACCACCGUUUCCGCAUUGGAUCCUGCCUGCGUCUUGGGAUGCAGAUGAUACGGGCAAAGGCGAAGGGCCUCGCCGCACUGGCGUCCUUCGAUUGACAUUUACGUCAAAGCUCGAGGACGGUUGCAUUCCCGACUGGGACGCCCGCAAAGAAAUCAAAUCCCGGGUCUUGUGUGGACCGUAACCCCAGCUACAUCACCUCUUGUCGCAUGGACUUGCGUGACGAGCGUCGAGAUAAUGCAGCAAACGACCGCUUGGGCGUCUGAAAAUGUG